CCCUCACAACAAUGGCAGAGGACACGAAGCCGACAGUCCCACCAGUAGAGCAGCAAGCAAGCAGCGAAAAUGCCGGCGGCAGCGACCGCCCGGCGAAGCGCCCAGCGGCCGACGACGAAGAGGCAGCGAUGAACGCCUCGUCGUCGACCGGCGGCGGCAACCAGGGCGAGAAGCGCGCGCGGUGGAGCGACAAGCGCGUGCAGCGCGGCAAGGGCCAGAAGCACGGCGGCGGACGAGACAAGCACGCGGGCCGGCAAGGCAAGUGGGACGACAAGCGGAAUGCCGAGGCGAGACUCGAGGCCAAGAGACUGCGCGACGAGGAGGCCGCGCAGAACGGCCAGCUUGUGCCGGCAGCUCCCGCCGAGGGCGAGGACGGAGAGGCAAAGGAGAAGCGCCUGCCGAAGAAGCGCGCGGCGGUGAUGGUGGGGUACUGCGGCACGGGGUACUCUGGCAUGCAGAUCCAAACCCACGGCUCCAAGACGAUCGAGGGCGACAUCUUCGACGCGCUGCACAAGGCCGGCGCGGUCUCGGACGAAAACUUCAAGGACCACAAGAAGGUCGAGCUGCAGCGCGCCGCGCGUACCGACGCCGGCGUGCACGCUGCCGGUAACGUCAUUUCGCUCAAGAUGAUCCUCAACCCGCCGCUUCCCGAGGGCUUUGCCACGCUCGCAGACUACGUCAACUCGUUCCUCCCGCCGCAGAUCCGCAUGUGGGGGCACGUGCGCACGAUGAAGUCGUUCCAGGCAAGGACAUCGUGCGACUCGCGCGUGUACGAGUAUCUCUUGCCGACGUACUGCCUCCUGCCGCCGGCGAAGACGGACGCGCUUGCGGGCGUGCUCGACAAUGUGUCGCCUGGCUGGCGGGAGGUGGUCGCCGCCGGCGCUGAGUUCGUCGACGCCGCGCCCACGUUCGAAGUGACCGACGACAACGGCGAGCUCGACCCCCGCCAGCGCGGCGAGUUUGAGCGCCGCCGCGGAUACCGCGUCGACAAGGACACGGUGGAGCGCUUCCGCGCGCUCAUUGCCGAGUACAAGGGCACGCACAACUUCCACAACUAUACCGUCGGACGGCCGUUCAACGACCGCAGUGUCAAGCGCUUCAUGAUCUCGCUCGAGGUGCGCGAGCCGGCAGUGUACGGCGACAUUGAGUGGCUCUCGGUGCGCAUCCACGGCCAGAGCUUCAUGCUGCACCAGAUCCGCAAGAUGAUCGCCAUGGCCAUGCUCGCCUGCAGGACGGGCACGCCGCCCAAGCUCCUGCCCGAGACGUUUGGCCCCAAGCGCAUCCACAUCCCCAAGGCGCCGCCGCUCGGCCUGCUGCUCGAGCAGCCCCAGUUCAAGACGUUCAACGAGCGCACGCUCCGCUUCCCGAAGGAGGACGGCAUGGAGCGCGAGAUUGUCGACUUCUCGCCGUUCGAGGGCCUCAUGCACGACUUCAAGGUCAAGUGGAUUUAUGAGAGACUGCGCGAGGUCGAGCUCGAGCAUAAUGUCUUCCACAAGUGGAACCGUCAGGUCGACUGCACUGGCUCCGAGCAGUUCUCGUACUUCAACACCAACGGUGUCAUCCCGCCCGAGGCGGUGGUGACGCUCACGAGCAAGAAGUAUGCCGACCCUCGUGCCCAGCCUGCCGAGGGGGCCGAGGGCGCCAAGGCCACCAAGGCCGAGUAUGAGAGCGACGACGAGGACGGCGAGAUUGACGCGGGCGCGCUCGCCCGUGGUGAGCUGGACAGCUAGGCGUGGGCGGAGUGGCGAUGCGGCAGCCUGGUAGUGCGGCAGCCUGGUAGUGUUCAUGUCCCACCUGUAUGUUACUCUGUCUUGGUGAG
Vanrija pseudolonga is the source of this 1819-nucleotide messenger RNA. It is a transcript of the gene PUS1, whose product is annotated as tRNA pseudouridine synthase 1. Gene Ontology annotation, molecular function: RNA binding; pseudouridine synthase activity. The record is from RefSeq and is a predicted model, not a curated record. The transcript has 6 exons. Gene Ontology annotation, biological process: tRNA pseudouridine synthesis; mRNA pseudouridine synthesis. Bases 12 to 1730 code for a protein of 572 amino acids. Gene Ontology annotation, cellular component: nucleus. NCBI's taxonomy places the organism in Eukaryota, Fungi, Basidiomycota, Tremellomycetes, Trichosporonales, Trichosporonaceae.